Nematostella vectensis (starlet sea anemone) is the source of this 3963-nucleotide messenger RNA. RefSeq names its product dopamine D2-like receptor. Gene Ontology annotation, molecular function: G protein-coupled receptor activity. The transcript has a single exon. Gene Ontology annotation, biological process: G protein-coupled receptor signaling pathway. Bases 1625 to 3484 code for a protein of 619 amino acids. Lineage: Eukaryota; Metazoa; Cnidaria; Anthozoa; Actiniaria; Edwardsiidae. The record is from RefSeq and is a predicted model, not a curated record. Gene Ontology annotation, cellular component: membrane.
AGAUAAUGCGCACCAACACACCAUAUAUUGCGAAGAUCUAACGUUCACGAUGGUCUCCAAUCAGAAAAGUAAGCUUUUCUAGCCACGGUGAGAUUCGAAUACAUCGGCUACCAGUCAUGUUUUAAGCGUUAAAAAAAAAUGUGACAUAUUAAAAUCGUAAAGAACAUAAAGCAAUCGCGCCUUUCAAAGAAACGGUAAACACGAGGAUUCAAGGAGGUACCAAGGGCUAUACAACUGAUAACUAUGCAAAAAUAAAAAAUGAACGACAAAACAUUUUGCCAACGAAAUGCAGAUAUUUAUAAUGCAAUUUUUUUUACAUUUUAAAUUUUUGUACAACUAUGGUAGUCAAAAAGUGCCAAGUCCUUUUCUGAACAACUAGAAUACAUUUGGCAUUAUGAUGAUGCGACUAGCAAAUGACGAUAUUAUUCCUCCAUGACUCAAUGAUCAAAUUAUAGAAAUAUUUCACCACGUAAUUGCUGCGGUGGCAGAUGGCGGGAUAAAUGUGUUCGUGAGAAACAAACUGUUCUUUUGAGUGUCAUUUUGGACGUCAUAUGUGGUAGGGAUUAUGUUGGCAAUGUCAAGUAUUAUGGCACUGCCUUUCUCAGUUAUAAAAUACCCCCCCUCCGGCGGAUACAAAACAUGUUUUACGCCAAAUCGUUUUGCUUUCAGCACUUUACGCCACAUUUUAUCGCACGUCUGAUCUCAAAUAACGUUGAAACUGAAACUAAAGGUUCCAUAUCAACCUGAUCUUCUCAACCAGCUAUAUUUACAUUUAAAAACCUCAAGGUGUAAUAAGGAAAAAGGUUAGAGAAAAGGCGGCAGAUUGUUAAAGGUAGAUAUGCGCCGCUAAAACAAAUAUCGAUAGCGCGCCUAAUCGUUCACACCAUGAUCAACAGCAUUGUUUUGUCAGGAAAAUAAAAUCACUCAAUAUUUUGGAAUGAACUAAAUCCUUUUGCGUUCUAGUGUUUUGGCGUUAAUCGCAUUUGGUGGUAUACAAAAUCAUCAUUCAUCAUACAAUAAUGUGCUUUAUGAUAUAGCGUGUGGUUAGGCUAUCGGCAGAGAAAAGAUAAGCAAAGAAAGCCGUCUCCAAACCACGACUACUGCUUUAAGUGCUCGGCUAGAGUAAUAGCAAAAUUGCAAUACGGCAAGUUGGUCCUGCUCCUUCGCUCCUUAUCGUAAAUGUACUACGUUUUUCAACACUUAAAAAACGGCCGUUCUUUUCUAAAAAUGAUUAAUGUCUAACCUUGAAUACACCAUCUAAGUAGCCUAUGUGUACCUAUUAUUAUUAAAACCUAUUCCCAAACGACUGAAUUAAAAUCUUGAAUGUCUAUUAUGUCUCCACUGGUUAAGUACUGGCGUCGUGACCAGCUGUCUACUGCAUCAAAUAGUUUGUACGUUCAACCGGGAAACCAUUACAGCGGCACUGACAAUAUAGAUACAAGAGUAGACAAGCGCAGUACUUCAUGUUUUACACCAGAGCGAACACCCCGCUAUACUGUCACACUGAUAAUAUUUUUAGUGGAGAAACAACCGCACAAGGCGCAGAUUAGCCGCGUAUUCGACUCAUGGCUGUCACAAUGAAUUGAAAAGGAGCACAAGGCGCAAUUAGCCGCGUAUUCGACUCAUGGCUAGCGUGAUGAAUUCAACAGAAUCACAAGGGAUCAGCCGUACUUCUCUGUUUGCGAUUGGGAGUUUUGAAGUGGUUAUCUUUUUCAUGGGGACUAUCGGCAACCUCCUCCCAUUUAUUGCAGUGAUGCGUAACCCAAGACUCAGAUUCGCGACUAACUAUUAUGUUGUAUCGCUGUCUGUAGCGGAUCUUUUAGUGACUGCAAUCCUGGUACCUGUGCGCGCUGUACAACACUUGUGGAGUUCGCUGGGCAAGUCACACCAACUACCGAAAAUCCUACUCGACGUGGUGGUGUUCAUCGGAAGAGCGACCAUUCUCGCCUCCUUCGCUAACCUUGCCCUUAUGAGUGUGGAUCGCUUGAUAGCCUUAAAGUUUCCUUUACGCUACCGAACAAAGCUGCGUUACUCUGCACCCACGUCGCUUAGCGUUAUAUUCGCGGCGUGGUUUUUGUCUAUUUUCUUGACAAUAAUUGGUGAAUUCCCCGAGGUUUCUUCUCCAAGAGGAAUGAUCGAAUUCUCUGUAUUUUCACUAUCUAUGACCGCCAUUAUCGUCGUAUCUUAUUGUUAUAUUUUUGUCAUCGUUCGGCGCCAAACGCGCUAUAGGAUGAAAAUAAAGAUCAAGUUGGACGAGGCAGGGAGGCCUUAUAGGAACUCAAGUACAGAGGCCCCUUUCGCCACUCCCGCGGAGGAAGGUACAAGUGAGGAAACGCCUUCGCGAAAAUACUCCUCGUUACUGAAGGUAGAUGAGAACCUUAGUUACGAUACAAAUAGAGAAGAGGAUUCGCCAAUAAGCACUGAAAGUUUUAUUAGUAAAAGGGGAUCUGCUGUAGGUACAGACGAAAGGACAUUGAGUGAUGUUUUGAUACCCAGCGAUGACUCGUGCGAGACAGCGCGCGAAACAGUGAACAGCACCCCGCAAAAACACGCGCGGCGCGCAGCGAUAUCCAGUUUUACACAUAACGGCUAUCACGCACUCCUCAAGCAAUCUACCGAAUCGGAGGGAAUAAAACAGCAGUCACAGACAUCACUCUUACUCAGCCCUGUAUGGUCACGGAAUUCAAAUGGUACAGAUAAACCACAGGGUUCUUAUAUACGCGGCACGGAAACUCCAUUGCAAUCAUCUCUUACACGGAAUACAAUCGGUACAGAUAAACAACAGGAUUCCUAUAUACGCUCCACGGAAACGCUAUUGCAAUCAUCUCUUACACGGAAUUCAAUCGAUACAGAUAAACCACAUGGUUCUUAUAUACGCGGCACGGAAAGUCCUUCGCAAUCAUCUCUUACAGAUAAAAGAGGUAGCGAUGGCAUGAAAAGACGUGUAACAAUGCUCACUGAGGAAAGACCUCAUUCCUCCGAGGAGCUUCCGUCACUUGGUCACGAUCACCAAAGUGAUUGCGCGACACCCGUGCACCUGUCCGGCAACACUCUCAACCUCUACGGUGAUGACACCCUGUCCACAUCAUCUAUAAGCAUGUCAGGGUGUGGACGCAAGAGUCGUUCGCCCAGCAUCCUGGUAGUACGCCCUAUCAAUGCUAUCCGCAAGAGAGCAUCCUCCGUGUUCCAUCUUCACGAUCACACGUACUCGUCAGACGAUAAGAGGACUGCAAAGGCGAUAGCAAUAGUCAUUAGCUCUUUCAUUCUGCUGGUCUAUCCUCGUAUCGUACUGAUAUUCUAUCACAUGUUCCGUCCUGAGACUCUGCACACAAGCACUGCGAGGCUGUGGCUCAGGAUUCUCAUUUACACCAACAGUGUGAUGAACCCGAUUCUGUACGCCUGGAGGAUGGAGGAAUUUCGGCGCGAAUUCAAGCACAUAUUUAUUGGCUGUUUCCGGAAACUACGUUGCAAGAGACAUCUCUAAAAGAGUUCAUAGAAACAUCACUCUAUUAUUUACUAAAAGAGUUCAUAGAAACAUCACUCUAUUUCUUACUAAAAGAGUUCAUAGAAACAUCACUCUAUUUCUUACUAAAAGAUUUUAUAGAAACAUCACUCUAUUUCUUACUAAAAGAUUUCAUAGAAACAUCACUCUAUUUCUCACUAAAAGAGUUCAUAGAAACAUCACUUUUUUUCUUACUGCCCGCCAUGCUUAUAUAUCCAGGAUUUGUUGAGGGGGGUGGAGAGGGGUGUGCUUACUCAUGGAAUUUAAAAUAGUUGGCCAUUCUUUUGAAUUCUGCGGCGGUUAGGGAGCCUGCCAAUGAUCUAAUGAUCUAUACAACCACCGUCAAGAUAAUCCAAUUUUUUCAAUAUCAUAAAAAAAGGUCAACUUUGAUACUUAUUUGUCAAAUUUAAAAUGGGAUCAUGUACUGAUAAUUUUUAUCAAAUUACAAUUGGUAAUCAGCU